Messenger RNA from Fonsecaea nubica, 1233 nucleotides. RefSeq lists its product as hypothetical. The coding region runs from base 1 to 1233 and encodes 410 amino acids. The transcript has 3 exons. The record is from RefSeq and is a predicted model, not a curated record. NCBI's taxonomy places the organism in Eukaryota, Fungi, Ascomycota, Eurotiomycetes, Chaetothyriales, Herpotrichiellaceae.
AUGGAAGAGAGACGCGGUCUGCAUCCUCACCAAGCACAGAGGGAUACGCAGACACGGACAGUGGGCGGCAUGUCGCGGCUAUGGAGGUCAAAUCAGAGCUCCAACAGUGCUGCAACUUCACCCAACUCCGCCGGAAAGACUUUCGUCGUUCCCUUGUUCCUGGCCCCGUCCCGUCGCUCAGCCCGAAACGAUAUGUUCGCUCGAGGCGCGUUGUCUACCAGCUCGAGGGACGAGGUGUCACCCCGUCCAGUCAUGGAGAAUGCUCCGAGAUUUGGAGAGGUGCCGCCACUAUCAACCCGACGAGAUGACGAGGACGAGCAAUCAGACAUGUACGCAGGAAGCUCGUGUCAUCAGCCAUCUUUGACGGAGGCGACCGAACCAAUACCUCUUGCUCGAAAUAUGGACGAUGAGCCUACCCCUUCCGAACGACAGGCCAUGCAAUCGUACCGUAAUGGCAGCAGUACGAGCAGGAGCAGCCGUUCUUCGAAACGAAGCAACAGAAAACACGGCGUGUUUUCCAAGAAAUCAUAUCGUGACCCAGAUGUCAACGCAAAGGCAAGAAUCAGCUUUGCAUUUGGCGUCACCUUGCUGGCUGCGGUGAUUAUUUACUUGGUCCUUGCAACCACCGGCGUGGGUAGAAAUACCCUGUUUCAUGUCCUCUCGAUCCUUCUGAUCCUGACCUUGACCGGGAUCUUCAUUCAUCAACUCAUCCGCAUGUGCAUGCUCAUGCGACGACCAAAGAGGUCCAGACGUCGGGCGGCGGCGGGGGCUCAACGCCGACCUGUCGCAGGCCAUGCUCGAGGCAGUCGUGAUAGACGACGGGCGCAGAACAAACGAGUUGAUGACUUGGUCCUUGAAAAGCCCAUCCAGAUACACAUGGCGACGGACACGGGUUUCGGGCCCGAUGUGGAAAACCAACCUGCAGUUCAGUUUCCCCCACCUGUAUAUGGGAACACUCGAACCAGCAUGAGACUGAAUCCGGAUCUAGUACACUGGAAGGAAGUACAAGUACCGCCCACACCUCUGACGCCCACAUACGAAGAAGCACUGAACCAAGUCCAUCAGAGUGUCGGAUACCGUCCGCCGAGUUACUUGUCGGACAGUGGAACAACGGCAGCUAUAGAGAACCGUACUAGAGACGUGAACGCUGCGCUCGAGAAUAUCCAUCCCCUGGAGCGAGAUCGCAUGAGGACAUUGGCCGCUGCUGCACUUGAGGGCCGCGAUCACAUCUAG